Lolium perenne is the source of this 1262-nucleotide messenger RNA. RefSeq lists its product as uncharacterized. The record is from RefSeq and is a predicted model, not a curated record. Lineage: Eukaryota; Viridiplantae; Streptophyta; Magnoliopsida; Poales; Poaceae.
AUGGAGCCACAAAUAUUCAGAUGGUUGGCAUCCUACCUUAGAAAUGAGGGCUUAAUAUUGGACAGUAGACUCAAAGUGGAAGAGAAACUCGCCUUCUUCUUGUACAUGCUAUCCCAUAACGCAUCAUUUGAAGAUCUUCAAGUUGAGUUUCAGCAUAGCGGGUCCACUUUCCACACCUACAUAAAAGAGUUCUUCAACAUCAUUCCCACUUUAGCAACUCGCUUUGUGAGGCCUCCCAACAUUGCUGAACCGCAUCCAACGAUUGCUAUGGAUGAUCGAUUCUUCCCCUACUUCCAGAAUUGCAUAGGUGCAAUAGAUGGGUCCCAUGUGCCCGUCUCUCUUACUUCCGAAAGUCAAGCACCAUGGAGGAAUAGGAAAGGAUCCCUAAGCCAAAACGUAAUGUUUGCGUGCGACUUCAACAUGAAUGUAACUUUUAUCUCAUGUGGUUGGGAGGGUUCCGCCACCGACGCGAGAGUUCUCAGCUCUGCUGUGCUCAAGGGUUUCCAAGUACCACCGGGCAAAUUUUAUCUUGUAGAUGGUGGUUAUGCGAACACCCAGUUUUUUCUUGCACCGUAUCGAGGUGUUCGCUAUCACUUGAAGGAGUGGGGACAUGGUCACCGGCGGCCACAAAACCAUAGGGAGUUGUUCAAUCUUCGUCAUGCAAUCAUGAGGAACCAUGUGGAAAGGCUCUUGGGCAUAUUGAAGAAGCGUUUUCCUAUUCUCAAUGUUGCAAGCUUUCAUCAAUUAGAGAAUCAAGUGAAGAUUCCAGCUGCUGCAGCGAUCAUCCAUAACAUCAUUAAAAUGCAUGAUGGAGAUGAAGACUGGUUGGACAAUGAGGAGGAGGAUAACAUAGACCCAAGAACCUAUGUAAACCUACCCAAUGAUGGUGACAACAUACAAGAGAACAAUUUCCUUGAGAACAACAUCCAAGGAAACAACCUAAGGGACCAAAUUGCGUGGCAAAUGUGGCUGGAUUACCAGCAACAACAAGAGUAGCUAGUUGUUUGCUUAGUUGUUUGCUGUAAUAAUGUACCUUUCAUUCUAAUGAACUAUUUGUAAUGUUUUCCAUGUAAUUCCAAAUGUAUCUGUGGGAAUAAUGAACUAUUCGUAAUGUUUUCCAUGUAAUUCCAAAUGUAUCUGUGGGAAUAAUGAACUAUUUCUAAUGUUUUCCAUGUAAUUCCAAAUGUAUCUGUGGGAAUAAUGAAAUAGUUGUAAUGUUUUCCAUGUAAUUCCAAAUAUCUCUGUGAAAAUAAUGAACUAUU